This is a messenger RNA of Rhopilema esculentum, 4605 nucleotides long. RefSeq names its product tyrosine-protein kinase transmembrane receptor Ror. NCBI's taxonomy places the organism in Eukaryota, Metazoa, Cnidaria, Scyphozoa, Rhizostomeae, Rhizostomatidae. Gene Ontology annotation, cellular component: plasma membrane; signaling receptor complex. Gene Ontology annotation, biological process: cell surface receptor protein tyrosine kinase signaling pathway; multicellular organism development; positive regulation of kinase activity. The record is from RefSeq and is a predicted model, not a curated record. Gene Ontology annotation, molecular function: ATP binding; transmembrane receptor protein tyrosine kinase activity; Wnt-protein binding.
UUUUCUCAAUGCUGUGGUUUGCAUUUAGUCGCUUUUCGCUAAGUCGAUCACAACUCCAAAUGCUGCGAGAUUUCUAUGGUAAAACCUACUUUUAAUCCAUUAAUAUUUCUGCUGAUUUCCAGUAAUACGACUUGUAUGGAAUGGUUCUCAAUGUUUCGCAUUUGAGUGUUCAGAAUCUUCACUUAGAUCUCUACUGGAACCUGAAUAAAACAUGCGUUUCCAGCUCACUGAAUGGAUCACACUGACGGUCUACCUUCUAUGGACAGAUUCGGUUCUUUAUUCUGGCAUUAUGGUCAUGUCUUCCAAGUUUGAUCGGACAUCUUGUGCGGACUGCAAAGAGCUUGUGUUCACGAAGAGCCCCCGCAACAAAACAGUGACCGUAAACGACAAAGUGCGCUUGCGGUGUCGCGUUACUGGCGCGCCGUUGCCGCACGUGGCCUUUCUCUGGAAUGGCAAGCCGAUGUCUGAAAACGAGCACGGAAAAACAAUCACUAGUGAUAAGAAAGGGACAAGAGCAAAGAAGGUUUAUUUGACGAUUAACAAGGCGAGUCUGUCAGACCAAGGAUAUUACCAGUGUCGAGCGAGCAACAGUUACCAAACAAUUUAUAGUAGCAAGGGAUAUAUUGUGGUUAAAAGAUCAGAAUCAUCACGCACAUACACGGAAAGGAGGCCACAGGUGCCUGCAGGCCCCGUUUGUUUGUUAUACAGAAACUCAACAUGCAAAAACGAGAUCAAUCCACCACGUGCCAUAUACGCAACAAGCAAAGAGAGUUUCUUAUUCCAAGAGAAGAAAUUGAGAGAUACGUACAAAUCGAUCAUGAAGCAGGGCCUGAUCACAAAGGUUUGUCGCCCGUACGUCCUCCCACUUCUUUGCCACACACAGUUUCCGUAUUGUGCCCAAAACAGUGAUAAAACGCCAGAUUCCUCCAGUUUAGUGGAGUUAUGCCGCGACGAUUGUCUCAAACUGCAAAAUGACAUAUGCAAAACGGAGUACAUUGCCGCUAAAGCUGACAAGUUCUUCUCUAGAGAACUUCUGCCAGACUGCUCAAAAUUGCCAGCAAGUAACUGUGUUCACAUUUUGAGUGAAAAAAAGCCAUGGAAGCGAAAGAAAAAUCGUCUUCCUGUGACAAAUUCGCCUGCAGUAUCUCAGUGGUCAGGGAUGACCAAUCAAGAUUCACAGACGCGCCGUAUAGAGUGGUCAGCUGUUGUUGACGAAGACGACAACUGCUUUUUGGACCAAGGAGAUGAUUAUCGUGGAAUACUUAACGUGACCGAGUCUUCUUCACCGUGUAAAAGGUGGAGCGAAACAAAAUAUCAUAUGACAACCAAGAAAUAUCCAGAACUUCAUGGUGGCCAUAACUAUUGCCGAAAUCCAGGACGAACGAUGGAGAGACCAUGGUGUAUUGUAGACUACAACGGAAAGGAUAUUGCGCAGUUCUGUAGCGUACCACGAUGUGCCCUUCCAAAGAGCGUUGAAGUAGUCAGCAUCCUUUGGACGAUCAUUCCCUGCCUGAUAUUUGCGCUGGCUUUGUCUCUGGCCAUCAUCAUCAUUGCCUGGAGACGACACAAGCAAAACCUAUAUCGCAGCCCUACGUCUGUUCCAAUAACCCCUGUACAACCAAGGGUCAAUCCAAAGAUUCCAGAGCUAAAACGAGAGGAUCUUUGCGACUUCCGGUUAAUGGGUGAAGGCAAUUUUGGAAGAGUUUACAGUGCUGAAAUGAUUAGCAACAGAGAUGGAAAAACAUACACGGCGUCUGUUGCUGUCAAAAUUCUCAUUGAAAAAGCAACUAACAAACAAACAGAGGACUUCAUUCGCGAGGCGGAGACCCGCAUCAAUUUCAGGCAGGAGAAUGUUGCGUCUUUGAUUGGGGUUAUUAUGAAAGAAGAACCUUUUUGCCUGACUUAUGAAUACACGGAAUUCGGGGAUUUGCACGAGCAUCUGCUUUUGCACUCUCCAAACUUUAGUGGUGCUCACGCCAGCGAUGACUGUGAACCACUAGACUAUGUCGAUCUUGUUGAUAUUUGCAACCAAAUUUGCAGGGGAAUGGUUUAUUUGUCAUCCCAGUCAUUUGUCCACAAAGAUCUUGCUGCUCGAAAUUGUCUUGUUGCGGACAAUGGGGUGAUAAAGAUAUGCGAUUUUAGCGGACUCCGUGAUUUGUAUGCUGGUGAUUAUUACAGGGUUUCUGCACGAUUGCCCAUUCCAAUAAGAUGGAUGAGUCCGGAAAGUCUCCUUUUGAGCAGCUAUUCCUCUGCAAGUGAUGUUUGGUCAUUUGGUGUAGUCCUGUGGGAAGUCUUCUCUUACGGGCUUCAGCCACAUUUUGGUUAUAGCAACCAGGAAGUGAUUGUCCGUAUUCAAAACGGCCAGCACCUGCCUUGUCCAGAUGGCUGCUCAAUGUCUGUUUAUACAGUGAUGAAAGAAUGUUGGACUGAAGAUCCUGCAAAGAGGCCCGGAUUUCAGAAGUUACUCGAUCACAUAAAAGCACUAAAUGAACCAGCUAAUAUAUCUCACAUGAACAGUCACAUUCGGAAUGGACCUGUUCCAACUCAAUUACCUUACCAGUUAAAAAAUGGACAUGCUCCUUCUCACCACUCCACUCAUUCCGGAUCAGGUCACAUUUCACCCAGAAGCCACUCACCGUCUGGGCACAGUCUUCCACACAAUGGCUCAAUUCGCAGCCAUUCCCCUUCUGGUCAUAGUAUUCCUCCACCAGGUUAUAACAUACACAGUGUUCCUGCAUCUUACAUCGAGGGUUAUUGCCCAUCAAUGGUAAGCCAUCCAGGCACUUUGAAUCCGGAGUCCUUAUUAAGUCAGCCUGGAUCAGUAGCUAGCCAUGGUGGUGCAAUGAAAAGCUACCCACCUUCAGUUGCCAGUCACCCAGGAUCUUACAUGAGUCAUCCUGGUCAGAUGGCUCGUCCAAUUUACCACAGCCUUCCUCGAUCAAUGGUGAGCCAGCCUCCCUCCAUGAUGCAGUCGCUUCAUAGUAGAGCAUCAUCUGUAGCAAGCCAUUCUAGUUCCGGUCACAGCUAUGGUUCGUCCGGUCGAAGCUACUGUUCCAGCAACGGUUACACAUAACCAUUCAUGUCCUUUUAUGAUAUGAAAAAGGAUAUUCUCGCUCAAAGCGCUGAUCCCUAACUUCAUCCUCAAAGUGCCACAUGGAUCACUGUGACUGCUGACGGUGAUGCCAAGGAUGCUUGGCAUAUAGUUGAUAUAAUUGCCAAAGAUAUAUGGAAGCCGAACUAGUAGAAUAUUCCUGCAUGGCAGCCUUGGAUGACUAAGAGCUGCUCGAAAAACGUAGAAAAUGCAGUUAAUCAGCCAGUUAUAGUUUAGAAUGCGUGAUAUUCACCCCCGAAAGUCAUCUUGUUUGUUGACAUCUUGGUCUCCGCGAAUUCGCCAACUUAGAAUAAUAUCGUAAAGUAUAUGUCAAAGAUCUUAAUUGCUGUCGGCUAAGCCAAUUAUGGAGCUCUCCCUUGAAACCUCAGAUAAAUAUCACCAUAGAGUUUUUAAAAGACCCACCAACUUUCAAAGGGUAAUUGCUUGAAUUAGUGGAACUCCAUUGAUUAUUAGCAUUCAAAGUACCUCUCGUGGUUGUUUUACUUUCUGUGUGUCAGUCAGGAAGAACUGACAGGGCUUACUUGACAUCAGCAUGAAAAGUCGAUUAAACAGAAUCUCCGUCCCUCCGUUCCCAGUUAGCUCCGGUACCAAGACGACUUGUUAUAAUUGGUAAACGAGGCCAAGUAUAUUCGUGAGAAUCGCCACCUUGCCAGAUUCGAAGGAGUGCAGAACAUAGCGGUACUGUAUCGACCCAUUUUGUGCUCAAGGCCUAAAUGCAGUCAUCUCAAGUUACUUUAAGCCAUUUUCAUGCCAUUUUCAUGUCAUUUUCAUGCCACCCUUUGCUUUAAACUCGUUGGAUCCAAGGUUCCACCUAGCUUACUGUACGCUAUCCUGUGCGUUGAUUUCUCCCACUAAGUAUAUAAAAUUAAUGUUUUUAUGUUUUAGUAUAAUUAAGUCAAAGUCGGCUGUAUCGAAUAGGGAAUUGAAUCUUACAGGAAAUUUAUAAAUUUUUAGCUAUUGAAAAUUUUUCUUCACCAAAUAUACUACUCUCAAUCAUUCUAUUCUCACGGCAGCAUUCGUGUUUUAUAUAGAUCAACGGUAAAGAAAAGUUCUUUUCCAAUGGUCAUAAAACUUUGCAACAAUUUUGUAUCUAAAAAUUUGUGUAAAAUCCCUCACAAAAUCCCUAAAAUGAAUGUUAUAUAUUGGCUGUGGUUCUAAAAUACCAUAAAGCAAUGUUUUCUCUGAUGCUUCAAGAAAUUCAGAUAAGUUCUUGUCAUGCUGUCGUAUAUGAUCAAUCUACGCAUGCCCAACAAAUUUCCUUUACUUACAGCCCCCCCCCCCCUUUACAACCCCCUCUAUCCAAACUAUUACUUGUUCAUAAAAAUAUGUAAAUACAGAAUAAUUUCGAGUGCUUAGUUCUUAUUGUGAAUGUGAUUUUAGUUUAUAAUUUUCUUAACGUUUCCCAUCGAUGUUGAGUAUAUGUAUAACGAAUUUUAUACCUCUGGUUUGCUAGAUAGAAAAAUUUAGAAUUUGAAAGAGUAACUGGAUUAUCA